AUGCCAGAGAGCAGUGUUGACACUGCAAAAUGGUGGAAGUCUCGUAACCUUCGAACCUUGAACCUGCUCUUGAUAUUCCCCUUGCUCUCCAUCUUCACCCAGGGCUUCGAUGGUUCCAUGAUGAAUGGUCUGCAGUCUGUGGAGAACUGGCGCAACUACUUUGGCGAACCCAAGGGCGCAACUCUCGGUCUCUUCAACGCUGCCUACCCCAUCGGCGGCCUCUGUGCGAUUCCCUUCAUCUCCUUCGUCAGUGACACGUUCGGGAGGCGCGUGGGCCUGGCCACCGGUGCCACCAUCUGUGUGAUCGGCGCGACAUUGCAGGCUGCGGCGCAGAAUCUCCCCAUGUUCGUCGUGGCUCGUGGUAUCCUGGGCUGUGGCACGGUCUUCCUCGGAUCCUCCGGUGCGCCCCUCAUCACUGAGAUCGCUCAUCCCGCCCACAGAGCGACAGCCACAGCCCUGUUCAACACCUCGUAUGCUCUUGGGGCCAUCAUCGCGGCGUGGACGACCUUUGGCACCUUUCGCAUCGCUUCGAGUGCCUCUUGGCGCAUCCCCUCGGGUAUGCAAGGUCUCCCGUCCAUCAUUCAGCUACUAGGCCUGUACUUUGUGCCAGAAAGCCCUCGCUGGCUCAUCUCCAAGGACCGGAACGAAGAAGCCCUUGCCAUUGACCGCGGGAGCGCGUUGCAGAAUUACCUAGAAUUUGUCAGAACAAGCGGCAACCGCAAGCGACUUUUCAUACUGCUCUGGUGCGCCUGCAUCAGUCAGAUGUCUGGCAACGCCUUUAUCUCCUACUACCUAUCGCCCGUCCUCACCUCUGUUGGUCUCACCACCAGUCUGGAGCAGACCCUGAUCAACGCCACGCAGCAGGUUCUGUCCUGGCUGUCCGCCCUGUACUUUGCCACCCUCCCCGAGAAGCUGGGACGCCGCACGCUCUUCCUCGGCUCACUGAGCGCCAUCUUUAUCUGCCUUGUGAGCAUCACGGCCGGGAGCGCCGUGUUUGCCAAUGACUCCAGCAACAAGGCCGCUGGCGGUGCGGUCGUGGCGUUCUUGUACCUAUUCUCGCCGGCGUACAACUUUGGUCUCAACGGCAACCUGGGCUUGUACAUCACUGAGAUUCUCCCCUUCAAUCUGCGUAUGCGCGGCCAAGCGUGCUACCAGCUGUUCGCAACGUGCUUCACUUUGCUGUCGACGUAUGCCAUUCCGGUGGGGCUGGAGAGGAUGGCGUGGAAGUUCUACCUCAUUUUCAUUCCUUGGGUUUUGGUGGAGACGGUGGUACUGUGGUUUGUCUUCCCAGAGACAAAGGGUCCGACGCUGGAGGAAAUUGCGGCUAUCUUUGAUGGCUUGGACGCGACCAUCUCGUCACCAGAGAAGGUGGAUGUCGAGAGGGCCGAGGUCGAGCACAAGCACUGA
Emericellopsis atlantica is the source of this 1407-nucleotide messenger RNA. RefSeq names its product general substrate transporter. Gene Ontology annotation, molecular function: carbohydrate:proton symporter activity. The record is from RefSeq and is a predicted model, not a curated record. NCBI's taxonomy places the organism in Eukaryota, Fungi, Ascomycota, Sordariomycetes, Hypocreales, Bionectriaceae. Gene Ontology annotation, cellular component: membrane. Bases 1 to 1407 code for a protein of 468 amino acids. The transcript is spliced from 3 exons. Gene Ontology annotation, biological process: transmembrane transport; carbohydrate transport.